AUGACAGACGAAACUGUUCAACCGACACAAUCUGCUCCAAGGCAGGAAUCUGCUGCUCUGAAACAGACAGGCGAUGAUCUACAGGAGUCUCAACAACAACAACAGCGUGGCUACAACAACUACAACAAUGGCAGCAACUAUACUCAAAAGAAGCCUUACAACAGCAACAGACCUCAUCAGCAAAGAGGCGGUAAGUUUGGACCAAAUAGAUAUAACAGCCGUGGCAACUAUAAUGGUGGCGGUAGUUUUAGAGGUGGACACAUGGGGGCCAACGGCUCAAACGUACCAUGGACUGGUUACUACAAUAACUACCCUGUUUACUAUCAGCCACAGCAAAUGGCGGCCGCUAGUGGUGCCCCUGCCAAUGCUAUUCCUGUUGAAGAGAAGUCUCCUGUUCCAUCUAAAAUAGAAAUCACUACCAAGUCUGGUGAACAUCUAGAUUUAAAAGAACAGCAUAAGGCCAAGCUACAGUCUCAGGAAAGAUCUGCCAUGUCUCCACAACUGGACUCAAAGUCAGAGGAAACUUCUGAUUCUACUCCUACUCCGACUCCUACCCCUUCCACCAAUGAUUCUAAAGCCAGUUCUGAAGAAAAUAUAUCUGAAGCUGAGAAGACGAGAAGAAAUUUCAUCGAACAAGUCAAACUUCGUAAAGCAGCUUUAGAAAAGAAGAGAAAGGAGCAACUUGAAGGUGCUAGUGGCAACAAUAAUAUUCCAACGAAAACUGCCCCAGAAAAGGUGGAAGAAAAGGGAUCAGACAAACCUGAGGUAACUGAAGAAACCAAAUCUGCUGAAGAAAAAUCUGCUGAAUCAGAAAAUAAGCAAGAUACUCCACUUAAAGAAGGCGAACAAGAAGAAAAAGGACAAGUAAAGGAAGAAUCCACUCCAAAGGUGUUGACUUUUGCUGAACGUUUGAAGUUGAAGAAACAACAAAAAGAACGAGAAGAAAAGACGGAGGAGAAGGAAGAUAAGGAAGUGCCGGUACAGGAGGAGACAAAGGGCACCACAGAGUUCGCUCCUGUGCCUCCCACUGAACAAGAUAAAGAAGAAACUGAAGUCACCGAAACCAAACAGCCAAAGGCUGAUGAAUCUGCCACAGCCCCGGCUAUUCCAGCAGAAUCUGAUGAUGCUGAAGUUGAGGCUGAAGCCGGUGAUGUCGGAGUAAAGGCUGAACUUGAAGCUGAAGACGAAACUGCAACUGAUGAAACUGAUGAUGGUACAAAUACCGUCUCUCACAUAUUGAAUGUAUUGAAAGAUGCUACACCAAUUGAAGAUGUCUUUUCUUUUAACUAUCCAGAAGGUAUUGAAGGCCCGGAUAUCAAAUACAAGAAAGAACAUGUCAAGUACACAUAUGGGCCAACUUUCUUGCUUCAAUUUAAGGAUAAAUUAAACGUUAAAGCGGAUGCCGAAUGGGUCCAAAGCACUUCUUCUAAAAUUGUUAUUCCGCCAGGAAUGGGUAGAGGAAAUAGAUCUAGAGAUUCUGGCAGAUUUGGAAAUAAUUCUAGUCGUGGCCAUGACUUCAGAAAUAGCUCAGUGAGAAAUAUGGAUGACAGAGCUAAUUCAAGGACCUCAUCAAAGAGAAGAUCAAAGAGAAUGAAUGAUGACAGGAGGUCGAAUAGAUCUUACACAUCGAGAAGAGACCGCGAGAGAGGUUCUUACAGAAAUGAAGAUAAGAGAGAGGAUGACAAACCAAAGGAAGAAGUUGCUCCACUUGUUCCAAGUGCUAAUAGAUGGAUUCCAAAAUCCAAGGCCAAAAAGACUGAAAAGAAAUUGGCCCCUGAUGGAAAGACUGAACUAUUGGACAAGGAUGAAGUUGAAAGAAAGAUGAAGUCACUGCUGAACAAACUUACUUUGGAAAUGUUCGAUGCUAUUUCAUCCGAAAUUUUAGCCAUUGCAAACAUAUCAGUAUGGGAAACAAACGGUGAAACGCUAAAGGCAGUAAUAGAGCAGAUUUUCUUAAAGGCCUGUGACGAACCUCAUUGGUCUUCUAUGUACGCCCAAUUAUGUGGUAAAGUUGUUAAAGAGUUAAACGCGGAUAUUUCAGAUGAAACUAAUGAAGGUAAGACUGGUCCAAAAUUGGUCUUGCAUUAUUUGGUCGCUAGAUGUCAUGCCGAAUUCGACAAGGGUUGGACCGAUAAAUUACCAACAAACGAAGAUGGUACACCAUUAGAACCUGAAAUGAUGUCUGAAGAGUAUUAUGCGGCUGCUUCCGCUAAGAGAAGAGGUCUAGGUUUAGUUCGUUUCAUCGGUUUCUUGUACCGUCUGAAUCUGUUAACUGGAAAGAUGAUGUUCGAAUGUUUCCGUAGAUUAAUGAAGGAUUUGACAGACUCCCCAUCUGAAGAAACUCUAGAGUCCGUUGUUGAACUGUUAAGUACCGUUGGUGAACAAUUUGAGACCGAUAGUUUCAGGACAGGUCAAGCUACAUUGGAAGGUUCACAAUUGCUCGAUAGCUUGUUCGGCAUUUUAGACAAUAUUAUCCAAACUGCCAAUAUUUCUAGUAGAAUCAAAUUCAAGUUGAUUGACAUUAAAGAAUUAAGGCACGAUAAGAACUGGAAUAGUGAUAAGAAGGACAACGGUCCUAAGACCAUUCAACAGAUUCAUGAAGAAGAAGAAAGACAACGUCAAUUGAAGAACAACUCUAGAUCUAACUCAAGACGUACGAACAACUCCAGUAAUAGACAUUCUUUCAGAAGGGACGCUCCUCCAGCAUCAAAAGAUAGCUUUAUUACAACCAGAACAUAUUCUCAAAGGAAUAGUCAAAGGGCUCCUCCUCCAAAAGAAGAACCAGCUGCACCAACUUCUACCGCAACAAAUAUGUUCAGUGCAUUAAUGGGUGAAAGUGAUGACGAAGAGUAA
This is a messenger RNA of Saccharomyces paradoxus, 2853 nucleotides long. RefSeq names its product translation initiation factor eIF4G. The coding region runs from base 1 to 2853 and encodes 950 amino acids. Gene Ontology annotation, molecular function: mRNA binding; protein binding; translation initiation factor activity. Gene Ontology annotation, cellular component: eukaryotic translation initiation factor 4F complex. NCBI's taxonomy places the organism in Eukaryota, Fungi, Ascomycota, Saccharomycetes, Saccharomycetales, Saccharomycetaceae. The record is from RefSeq and is a predicted model, not a curated record. The transcript has a single exon.